CAGAACAGUGGAAGAAGUAGUACCAUGGCAGGGAAGCCUUUCAAGAAGACCUCUAUUCCUGGAGUGACCAUCAGGCAGCUCGUGGAUGAGAUUCCAGAAGGAUGCAGCACACCCGAUUUUGAGCGGAAGCCCAUCACCAUGGCUCUGCCAGAAGGGAAAAAUGCCAUCUUCCGGGCUAUGGUCUCUGGGGAGCCCAGACCUGAGGUGCAAUGGUACCGUACCAAGGGUGAUCUCAGUGACCCCAACAAGUAUAAAAUCUUCUCCCAACCAGGAGGCAAAGAACACGUGCUCCAGAUCAACAAGUUGACAGGAGAUGACACAGACACUUAUCGAUGCUUGGCUGUGAAUGAAUAUGGAGAAGCCAUGUGCUCAGCAGGGCUCACUGUCAUUGAAGUUGGAUUCCGGAAGAAUCGAAAGAGACACAAUGAGCCCCAGGAGGACCACAGGAAGGAGCUUAUGGACUUUCGGAAGAUCCUGAGGAAGCGGGCACCUCCUCCUCCACCAGAGAAGAAGAUGGACCCUGAGCAAGUGUGGCAAUUGCUGAUGAAUUCUGACCGGAAAGACUAUGAGCGGAUCUGCAUGAAAUAUGGGAUUGUUGAUUUCCGGGGGAUGCUUAGAAAGCUUCAGCAGAUGAAAAAGGAGCAUGAAAACAAGGUGUUGCAGUAUGUCAAUGCCAUCUCCAACCUGAGACACAUCAAAGUCACCAAGGAUGGACUUGCAACAUUUGACCUGGAACUUGAUCUCAAGGAUUUUGAAAGCAAAAUUUACUUGUACAAGGAUGGUGAGAUGAUUCGCUAUGGCUAUGGAAAUGAGACCAAGCACUGCUUGAGGCGUCUGGGAAAGCGCUACCAUUUUCACAUUCAGGACCUGCGACCGGAGGAUGCUGGCAUCUACCAGGUCAAGGUGGAGGAUGUGGAGGUGUUUUCCACUGAAUUGGAGGCAGAUGCCAUCCCUGCCAGGGUUGUGAAUCCUCUGGCUGAGACUCGAUGUGAGGUGCGGGAAGAUGCUGUGUUUGAGUGCACCCUCUCUAAUCCCUGCCCACGUGCCCUCUGGCAGUUUCAACACCGGCCCCUCCGGCCCAGUGACAAGUAUGAGGUGUCUGUGUCUCCUGAUGGCCUCACCCACCGGCUGGUGGUGAGAGGAGCCCGGCAUUCUGACAUGGGCCUUUACUCCCUCGGCACUGGCCUCCACUCUUCUAGUGCUUGGUUGGUGGUGGAAGGCGAGAAAGACAAAGGUUUCCUGCCUUCAAGAGAGGGAAAGACAGAUGAUGAUGGCAACAAUGGAAGAAAUAGGCUUCAAGCUGAAGAAUCCCAGUUUUCAGACAUAAAGGAUUCAGGGAAACUUAUAAAGGAAGUGAAACCAGGGGAUUGGAGUUACCUUGGGGGAUCUGUCAAGGAUGAUGGUCUUCCCCAUGGUCACAUCACAGGUGGUCCCAGAGGACAUAAUGAUUCCCCCAUGGACAAAGAAAGAAUUUCUGACCUAGCCUGGGAUCUGGAUAAGGAGAUGGAGAGUCAGAAGGGAUUUUACAGAGCAGAGGGACAAAGAGAUGACUCCAUUGAGGGAAAUUGGCUCUCUAGAGUUGGUGGUCAGGGGGAAAGCCUCCCAGGGAGUUACGGGGUACAGGGAGAUGGUUGGGAAAGUGGAAUGAUAGGACAACAGCAAGGGAGUGGCCCAGAUAAAGGUGAGGGCAGACAAUGGGAGGCAGGAGAGAGCUGGGAGUCAGGUUCUGGAGGUCUUCAGGGCAGAGGAUGGGGAGGCAACUUCGAAGGAAAGGAGGAUGGGGAAGACAUUGGAGGGAAGCUGGGAAAUUAUAGCCAGGGAAAGAUUGGGAAUACCCAGUGGGAGCUUGGGAUGGGAGAGAAGAACUUGUCUACUUCUCAGGCUGGUCUAGGAGGGUCUUGGAAAAAAGGAAAGAAACUGGGAAUGAGUUCAGAGGCUGAUGAUAAUUUGGAGUUGGAGGGGAGGGAUGACUCUAGCUCUAAAAGGGGACAUUCAUGGGGGAACAAGGACCAGGAGACUGGCCAAGGUGGUGACCAUCGUGGGGUUGGCGGUCGUGAGGCAUGGAAGUCUCCAGGUUGGGGUAAAGGCAAUGGAGACAAAUUAAGAGAUUUCCAGGCUCAGAGAUUGUCUUGUAGCAAGAAAUCUUUCCCAGGACAAAAGGAUUUGGGGGAGGAAGCUGAGGGGUCAGUAGGAGAAGCAGGUUAUGAGUCUAGCUCAGGGGAUCGAGAGCCUCUCCAGAAGGAAUCCCUUGUUAGGAGAACAGGAUUUAAAGCUGGUCCUUGGACCUCAGGAUUAAAUGGAGAUGAGGGACCUGGGGACAGUGCAGGGGGCUUGCAGGAACUUAAAGGAAGAGGAUUGGGUUCUAGGGAUAGUCAGGGGACAGCAAAGUCCCUGGUUAGGGGGCCACUGGGAGAAAGCUCCAAAGAAUUGGGGGGGAUGGGAACUGGUGUGAGGGCAGGAUAUAAGAAUGGCUUAGGAGUUUCUCAGGGAAUGGUGUUUGGAAAGGGUGACAGUUUCAGGAGUGACUCAAGGGGCUCAGGUUUAACAGGACUAGAGGAUAAAAUAGGACAUGGGGACAGAUCCAGAAACGAAGGGGCAAUGGGAUCUUGGGGAGAGAGUGGUUUGGGGGAUGGGAGAGGAAGCCCAGGGACAGUGGGUUCUAUUGGUGGAUUUGGUCCUGGAGUCCUUGGAACACCCGGGUCUAAAGGGGAAGGAUGUGUUGGAGAUGGGUCCGAAGGCUCAGGAGGAAGGAAGUCUUGGGAUGAGGAUGGUUAUGGUGAAGGAUCUGGACACUCAGAGGCUUUGAAAGCUUUGGGGAAAGCAGGUUAUGAUCAUGUUCUGAUGGUCCAGAAGCAAUGGAGCUUGCUUCAGGAGCAGGGUCUAGGGAGGGCUCAAUGGGACAAAAACCAUGGAGGCCGGGGGGGUGGCAGGAAUUGUGAGGAUGGGCUUAGAGGCCCUCGUGCUAAGGGUUCUGGGGUGGGAGCUAGUUCUUGGGGUGAUUCCAGGAGCUCCAAAGUGAUGUCAUCUGAAGAUAGAACUGGUCCAGAGAGCCUAGGACCUCAUGGGUCUGGACAGGGGGCAAGUGAUGGGGAUAGGUCAGGAAUUUCAGGACUUCUCGGGGCUGGAGGCAAAGAAGGGCAUGGUGAGGGGUUGGGAGGUUUCAUGGCUCAGGGCUCAAGCUAUGAAGGCAGUUAUAGAGAAAGCUUGGGAGAUCCUGGGAAAAUGGGGUUAGAGGGUGAGGCAGAUAAUAGAGGUGGUUUAAGGAGUCUUGGAGGAAAGGAGUCAAAUGUGGAAGCAGGUGAUAAGGGAAUUUUAGGGGGAUCUUGGGGAAUGGGAACAGGACCUCAGGGAGGUUAUAGAGAUCACAUAGGUGACCAUGGGAGAAUGGGGUUAUCAGGGAAGGGAAAUCAUGGAAAUGACUUCAAAGAUUCCAGGAGAAUACAGUCUGGUGAUGAGGGGAAUCAUGGUGGUGGCCCAGGGAGUUCUGGAGCAUUGGAGUCAUUGGAUAGACAAGGAUAUGGGGAUAAAUCCAGAGGCAAAGGGGAAGCAGAGCCUUGUCAGGGCAGGGGUUCAGGGCAGGCUGGGGAUGGAGCAGGUUAUAAAGAUGACUCAAAGGAAGGCAAAGUAAUGGGAUCCAUGAAUGGGGCAGGUUAUGGUUAUGGGAAUGGCCUUGGGAUUCCUGGAGGAAUGGGGCCUGGGGGUGGCACAGCAUAUAGGUUUGAGGUCUCUGGGCCGAGGGAAUCUUGGGAUGGGAAGGAUUUCCUUCCUGGUCAGUCAGGUUCUAGAGAUGGCUCUGGAGGCUCAGGGGAAUCUGUAGGAGGAUCAGGCACUGGUGGGUUGCAGGGUGGUCAAGGACUCCAGGGGUAUCCAGGAAAUGGAGAAUUUCUUGGCAGAGAGGGAUUGCCUGCAGAUAGAGCUGCUGAGCUUGGGAAAGAUGCCAGCCUUAGAGGAAGUUCUAGAGGGGAGCAUGGGGACAGAGCUGAUGGCCAAGGAGGACUGGAAUAUCAGGGAAAUGGGACAUCACUGGGUGGCCCAGGGAUAGGAAAAGGAUCAGGGAACUCAAAUAUUUUAGGUUGUGGUCAGCAUACACACUCCAGGCCAGGAGAAGAGAACAUCUAUACUAGAGCAGGUGGGCAAGGGACAGGGACAGAUGGCAAGAGGAACCUAGGGCCAGGCCAGAAUGGAGUAAGUGCCAAGUACCCAGGGUGUCAGGGUAGCCUUGAGGGAAAAGAUAGCCCCAUUAGUGGGAUCCAUGAUGUUCUGAAUGGAACAGGGGGUUAUGAUUCCCAUGAUUACAGGAAGUUUGUGCCAGGCCAAGCAGGAUCUUGGGGUGAGGCAGGAUCCCCGAAUGGCAGAGGGGACUCCUAUGGAGGUUCAAAGGACUCAGGUGUCCCGGGGGGAAAGAAUUCUAGUCAGUGGAGAGAUAAAUUGGCCAAUGGAGUUCAACCGUCUGGGAUGGAGAGAGCCCUGAAGGGACAAGAAGGAAGGAAAAGCUAUGGGGACAAGUCAGGGGGAAGCAGGGACUCAGAGUCUAUGUUGGGCAAAGGGGUAGGUUUGGAUGGCAAAAGUUCAGCAGGAGCCAGAGGGGAUCUGGAGUCUCUGGCUGGCAAAAAUGUUAGGCCUGAAGAGUCAGGGUCCCUGGAGAAUUAUGGGAGGAGAGACGGGGGAGGGACCUCCCCAUCCUUGGGAGGAAAGACUAGCACAGAUGGAUCAGAUGGGCAGAAGUCCCAGGUAUGGAAUGGGUCACAGACUGGGGUAGGAGCUAGGAGAGGAACUUCAGACAGAAGGAAGUCUGGGGAAGGAAGAGUCUGGGGAUCGAGAUAUGGAAGUGAGAAUGUAAGGCUCCCAGGAGGACCUCAGAAAGGAGACUGGAGCAGGGAUUCCAUGGGCCACAAGGGCGACAGGAAGGAUGGUUUGGACAGAAGUUCAACUUCUCAAAGGCCAAGAUACAGAAACAAGCAAGGCAUAGGCAAUUUCUCUGAGGAAGCCCGAGGAUCACCAGGUCACUUUGCCCAGGGGCUAGCUGACAUGGAAGCCAAGAAAGGGGAAGAAGCUGUGCUUUCUUGUACCCUGACCAGCGACCUGGUACCUGGUGCCUGGUUCAAGGAUGGAGUUAAGCUCACUGCCCAAGAUGGGGUCAUCUUUGAGCAAGACGGCCCCAAUUACAGACUUCGAAUACCCCAAGUACAGGAGGCCCAGGCUGGAAAAUACAUGUUUGUAGCAGGGGAUCACACAACUGAGGCCACUCUGACCAUCAGAGAUCCCCCAACCAUUGCCCAGGAUAUGCUGGAGAAACUGAAGGAACCUUUGGUGGUCAAAGCAGGGAAGCCUGUCUCGGUGAAGAUCCUGUUUUCAGGAGGGCCCCCUGUUCAAGCGGCCUGGAGGAAAGAUGGGGCAGAAGUGGAGGAAGGCGACAAAGGAGCCCAGCUGGACCAGGGGAAUAGCUUCAUCCGCCUGUGCCUCCCCAGCACUAGUCGCAAGGACAGUGGGCAGUACAGCGUGAAACUGAGGAAUGCAGAAGGUUCAGUGGAGGCUCAACUUACCCUGGAGGUCCUAGACAAGCCUCAGCACCCACAGGGCCCUCUGAAAGUCCAGUACUGUCGGGGGGAGGGCAUCAACCUGAGCUGGCAGCCUCCGAGGGAUGAUGGGGGCCGGGCUGUGCUGACCUAUGUAGUAGAAAGGCAACAGGCUGGGAGGACCACCUGGCUGAAGCUUGGAGAGACCCCUGGAAAUGUCACCACCUUCUCUGAUACCCGAAUGGAGCAAGGAAAGAAAUACACCUUCCGAGUGCGGGCUGUGACCUCGGAGGGUUCAGGAGAGGCAUUAGUGUCAGAGGAGCUGCUGGUGGCUUCUGAAGCUCGUCCUAGACCCCCUCCAGCUCCAACCAUUACAUCUGCUACAAGACAGGGUAUCACCUUGACAUGGACAGCACCCCGGGGCCCAGGGAGUACUCACCUCCUAGGCUACAUGAUUGAGAAGAGGAAAAAAGGAAGCAACAUCUGGACAGCUGUCAAUGAUAAGCCUAUUUCUGAGAGGAAAUGGACAGUAACAGACAUGCUGCUGGGCUGUCAAUACGAGUUCCGAGUGACUGCUGUGGGGGCCUCUGGUCCUGGGGAGCCUGGCCCCCCAUCAGAUGCUGUUUUUGCUCGAGACCCCAUGAGACCCCCUGGCCCGGUUCGAGAUCUCCAAGUGACUGACACAUCCCACACCAGCAUCACGUUGAGCUGGGCCAGACCAGACCCCCAGAGUGGGGAUGAAGUCCAGGGUUAUGUGGUGGAAGUGAGGAGCUCAAACAGCCUCCAGUGGAAUCAGUGCCACACGGGCACUGUGACUAGCACCACCUACACUGUCAAGGGGCUACAGCCACAGGAAGCCUACUUCCUGAGGGUAACAGCUGUCAAUGAUGGGGGUCAGGGCCAGCCCACGGCUCUGGACACCUGCAUCCAGGCCACGCCUGCAUCUGUUUUUCCCAAGUUCCUCAUGGAUACCACCGCCACAGACUGUGUGACUGUUAGGGCUAGAGACACCAUUCGAGUUCCUGUUUCCUUUGAGGCUUCCCCCAUGCCAGAGGUGAUUUGGCUGAAAGAUGGGCUGCCCCUGUCCAAGAGGACGGUCACCACCAUCAAAGAUGGCCUCACUCAGCUUUUCAUUCCCAUGGCCAGCCUCUCAGAUGGUGGUCUCUACACCGUGAUGCUGAAGAACCUACAGGGGAAAGAGGUGACCUACAGCUUUCUCAUUCGAGUGUCAGCAUCUCCUGCUGCCCCAGGGCCCAUCCGGCUGGAGGAGAAUGUCCCUGGGACAGUGACAGCAGUGUGGGAGCCAUCUCCAGAUGAUGGUCAAGGGGGCUUGCUCUAUUACACUGUGCUAACACGCUCCUCAGCCCAUAUCACCUGGCAGGAGGCAGGGGACCGAAUCUACACCAAUCGUUUCACUCUUGCUGGUAUCCUCCCUGGCCAUCAGUACUACUUCCGAGUUGUGGCUAAGAAUGAGCUGGGGGCCAGUGAGCCCUCAGACACCACGGAGCCCUGGAGUGUCCCCCAGCAACGAGAUAAGUUCACGGUGAAGAUGCCCAACUUCAAGGAGCCAAACCUGAGCCAGAAGCCAUAUUUCCUAGUCAAUCUUCGGACCCACCUGUUGCCCCAGGGCUGUGAAUGCUGCAUGAGCUGUGCCGUGAAGGGAGAACCUAGACCUAGAGUCAGCUGGUUCAAAGAUGAUAAAAGCCUGGAAGGCAAUCCCAAUGUGUAUAGUACAGAUGUCAUGGGCGUCUGCUCCCUGGUCAUCCCCAGUGUCACUCCCAAGGACAGUGGCCAGUACAAGGCUGUGGCUGAGAACAGUCUGGGCCAGGCAGUCAGCAAAGCCACCCUCAUUGUUACAGAAUCCUGCUUCUAGGGUGGCCAGCACCAUGAUAGCCCUGCCCAUCCCGGUGAUGCAAAGAAAGGAAAUUCUCCCAAGAACUGGGUACUCCCCAUCAUCCUGAAUCCUUCUGGCUACCACGGGACCCCUGGGAUCUGUGGGGUGGGGAGCUCAUAGUAGGCUCCAUUGAGAUACAUAGGCAGAGCAAUAGGGAACUUCCUGGGGGAUUCUCAGUCCAGCCCGGCCAUCAGGAGGGGGCCAUAUAAGUUUUAUAGAUGAACACUUGUGACACCAACCUUCCUCACAUCGAAGAGCCACCUGCUAUCUUGCCAGGGCAGCAGACUCUCCCUACCCUUUUGCUUCAGUAUUUCUUCUUCAUCCUUUGGCGAAGUUUUGUUUUCCCAGCUGACUCACUCAGCCAGGAACAGCAAGAGCUGUGGUUGGGUGCAAGAGGAAACCAUGGGCCAAUGGACAGGGAGGAUU
Messenger RNA from Dromiciops gliroides (monito del monte), 7836 nucleotides. It is a transcript of the gene IGFN1, whose product is annotated as immunoglobulin like and fibronectin type III domain containing 1. Gene Ontology annotation, molecular function: protein binding. The record is from RefSeq and is a predicted model, not a curated record. Lineage: Eukaryota; Metazoa; Chordata; Mammalia; Microbiotheria; Microbiotheriidae.